AUGAGUAAGAAUUACAUGAUAAAUCCAGAGGAAGGAGAAAAAAACGAGCAAGUUGAAUGCAUACAGCCGGGGGGGUGGGGCACGCUACAGCUCUCCGGGGAGCAGGGCAUCCCCCUGCGUAGGAACGCCGAAAUCAUGGCCGAGUUCUCAUUUGGCAUCAACGGCAUUUUACAUCAGCAUGGCGGAUAUCCAUCUGAAACCUUUACUUGCGUGCAGAAAUAUGGACUUACUUUGCUUGUAACUGCUGAUCCUGAGCUCAUGAAAUACCUAAAUAAUGUCGUGGAACAACUGAAAGAUUGGUUAUACAAGUGUUCAGUUCAGAAACUGGUGGUAGCCAUCUCAAACACUGAAGAGGUCCUUGAAAGAUGGCAAUUUGAUAAUGAGUUUGACAAGACUGCCAAAGAUGACAGCACACCCAGAGAAAAGUCUCAGAAGGCUAUCCAAGAUGAAAUCCACUCAAUGAUCAGACAGAUCACAGCUACAGUCACGUUCCUACCACUGCUGGAAGUGUCCUGUUCAUUUGAUCUACUGAUAUAUACAGACAAGGAUUUGGUUGUACUUGAAAAAUGGGAAGAGUCGGGACCACAGUUGAUUACUAGUUCUGAGCAAGCCCGUCUUCAUUCCUUCACUACCACAAUCCACAAAGUAAAUAGCUUGGUGGCCUACAAAAUCUCUGUCAAUGACUGA
This is a messenger RNA of Pteropus alecto (black flying fox), 687 nucleotides long. Its product is annotated as mitotic spindle assembly checkpoint protein MAD2A-like. The record is from RefSeq and is a predicted model, not a curated record. Gene Ontology annotation, biological process: mitotic spindle assembly checkpoint signaling. Gene Ontology annotation, cellular component: nucleoplasm; kinetochore; cytoplasm. NCBI's taxonomy places the organism in Eukaryota, Metazoa, Chordata, Mammalia, Chiroptera, Pteropodidae.